Molecule: messenger RNA, 2363 nt
Organism: Oncorhynchus nerka (sockeye salmon)
Lineage: Eukaryota; Metazoa; Chordata; Actinopteri; Salmoniformes; Salmonidae
Product: retinol dehydrogenase 12-like
Exons: 7
Coding region: 128-1090 (320 amino acids)
Source: RefSeq, a predicted model, not a curated record
ACAACCCAUCCACCUACAUACACUUCACCAUAAAGUUUGACAUCUCAGAUCAGCUGUGUGGUCGCUGGAGCACAGAACCACGAUGGAACAGCAGUGAGGAAAACCAACGAGAGAGUGGAUCCGUGUCAUGAUGGUGCUCGUCCUGAUUGUCGCAGGUGUUGUGGUUGUCGCGCUGCUCAUGGUUUUAUUCGCACCCUACAUUAGGAAAUACUCUGCAGGUGGAACAUGUAUGUCUAUGGCCCGGUUGGACGGGAAGACGGUCCUGAUUACUGGAGCCAACACUGGUAUUGGGAAGGAGACUGCCCUGGACCUGGCUAUCAGAGGUGCGAGGGUGAUCAUGGCUUGCAGAGAUGUGGAGAAGGGUGAGGAGGCCGCAGCAUCGAUACGACGCAUCUACUGCAAGGCAAACGUAGAGGUCCGAGAGCUAGACCUGGCUGAUACCAGCUCCAUACGGGCCUUCGUGCAACGCUUACUCAGAGAGGUCGACCACCUCCACAUCCUGAUCAACAAUGCUGGGGUCAUGAUGUGUCCUUACGUGAAGACCAACGACGGCUUCGAGAUGCAGCUGGGGGUCAACCACCUGGGUCCCUUCCUGUUGACGUACCUCCUGAUUGGUCUGCUGAAGCGUAGUGCUCCGGCCCGUAUCGUCGUGGUUUCCUCUCUGGCUCAUAACGCUGGCUGGAUCCGCUUCCAUGACCUCCUCAGCCAGGGCAGCUACAACAGCGGCCUUGCAUACUGCCAGAGCAAGUUGGCCAACGUCCUGUUUGCUAGGGAGCUGGCCCGCAGACUCAAAGGUUCCAGUGUGACUGUGAACUCUGUCCACCCUGGGUUGGUGCGCUCGGAGCUGGUACGCCACUCCACCAUCAUGUCUCUGCUGUUCUCUCUGUUCUCCUUGUUCCUGAAGAGCCCUCGGGACGGGGCCCAGACAUCCAUCUACUGCGCCGUGGCAGAGGAGCUGCACUCUCUCACCGGGAAACACUUCAGUGACUGCGCCCCAGCCUCCGUGGCCCCCCAGGGGAGGAACGAGGAGACUGCCAGGAAGCUGUGGGACGCCAGCAGUGAGCUCCUGGGCAUCGUCUGGGACCACUGAUCUGAACCACCCUCUGUCAUUAAAACACUGGCCGCAACCCCAACGCCCUGUAAAGGCACUACUUUUGACCAGGGCCCACAACCUUGUUCCAAAUGGUUACAGCAAGAGCCGGCAGUAGGGCCCACAGGGCCGCGGUAGAAAGUGGUGCCCUAUAAAGGGAACAGGGUGCCAUUGUGGAUGCAUCCCAUGUUCUCUAAGGAGUCUUUGUUUUCAAUCUUGAGUACAUAUGUAGCUUUAUCAUUUCAUGACGUUACGUUACAUCUCAAACUACAGUUAUCCCACUUGAAUAAUAACCAUAGAGGAAUUCAGAUAGACAUAAUGGCAGAUAGGACUCUUAUGGUAGUAACUGCAAGAUCAAAUACAUUAUUGUUCCGCCACAGGUUAACCAGGUCUAGCCAGGGUGUAACCAGGUCUAGCCAGGGUGUAACCAGGUCUAGCCAGGGUGUAACCAGGUCUAACCAGGGUGUAACCAGGUCGUAGCCAGGGUGUAACCAGGGUCGUAGCCAGGGUGUAACCAGGUCGUAGCCAGGGUGUAACCAGGUCGUAGCCAGGGUGUAACCAGGUCGUAGCCAGGGUGUAACCAGGUCUAGCCAGGGUGUAACCAGGUCGUAGCCAGGGUGUAACCAGGUCGUAACCAGGGUGUAACCAGGUCUAGCCAGGGUGUAACCAGGUCUAGCCAGGGUGUAACCAGGUCUAGCCAGGGUGUAACCAGGUCUAGCCAGGGUGUAACCAGGUCUAGCCAGGGUGUAUAGCCAGGGUGUAACAGGGUGUAACCAGGUCUAGCCAGGGUGUAACCAGGUCUAGCCAGGGUGUAACCAGGUCUAGCCAGGGUAUAUUAUAAACCAGCUGAUUCAGUUUGUUUUGUUUCAUAUUAUAAAUGGGGUUCCAAAAUUCCUGUAACUUUUCACAAAAUGCCCAUUUUCCGAAAUCCUAGUUGGAAGAUUGCUGGAAUUAAAGCAAAACAUCCAGGAUUUUGGGGGGAGUUACAGGAAUGUUACAAAUUUUCCACUCUAGGUGAUUCUUCCCCCCUCAGCAUUGUUAAGAUGUCUUUUAUACAAAUGUGAAACAUGCCUUUUUUAGUACAUUUUAGGGUUGCAAUAUUUUUUUUUAAUAACAAAUCAGGAAAUCCUGAAUCUUCUCCAACCAGUAUUUCUGGAGAGAGAAAAAAAAAAAAAACAGGGCAUUCUGGGAAAAUGUGACACCCAAACUACAUAGCAGUCAUGUCAGGAGUUUAAUGUUCACAUCUGUAAAUAAAAUAUAACAUUACUAGCUA